Molecule: messenger RNA, 3715 nt
Organism: Carlito syrichta (Philippine tarsier)
Lineage: Eukaryota; Metazoa; Chordata; Mammalia; Primates; Tarsiidae
Product: neurocalcin-delta
Exons: 4
Coding region: 363-944 (193 amino acids)
Biological process (GO): calcium-mediated signaling
Cellular component (GO): cytosol
Molecular function (GO): calcium ion binding; actin binding; tubulin binding
Source: RefSeq, a predicted model, not a curated record
AGUCACAGCUUCGGGGAUUGAGGUUGUCGGGGAGCUGUCCGUGAUGGUUGUGUUGCGUGUGUACACACACACACACACACACACACACAGAUACUACAGUGACAGAUGACCUAUUGAAAUAAUUUCAGAGCCGGUCUGUGGUUGCUACGACAACCAAUGAUCUCUUGGCUUUCAUCUGGCCAUGUGACAGGGACUUUGACGUCAGCUAGAGGCAGAGUCUGUGGCUGAGUCCACACAGUCAAAGGCUUGUGAGAAUCUGGUGGAUGCUGGGCAUUGCCGCUGCUGCUGUUUCUCAGGGGCUGCAGAGCAUGGACUGUUAAAUCUUACACUUCUUCUGUGUGAGCUGAAUCCUUGUUGCCAGGAUGGGAAAACAGAACAGCAAGCUGCGCCCGGAGGUCAUGCAGGACUUGCUGGAAAGCACAGACUUUACGGAGCACGAGAUCCAGGAAUGGUAUAAAGGCUUCUUGAGAGACUGCCCCAGUGGACAUUUGUCAAUGGAAGAGUUUAAGAAAAUCUAUGGGAACUUUUUCCCUUAUGGGGACGCUUCCAAAUUCGCAGAGCAUGUCUUCCGCACCUUUGAUGCCAACGGAGACGGGACAAUAGACUUUAGAGAAUUCAUCAUCGCCCUGAGUGUGACUUCGAGGGGGAAGCUGGAGCAGAAGCUGAAAUGGGCCUUCAGCAUGUAUGACCUGGACGGCAACGGCUACAUCAGCAAGGCAGAGAUGCUAGAAAUCGUGCAGGCAAUCUAUAAGAUGGUUUCCUCUGUAAUGAAAAUGCCUGAAGACGAGUCAACCCCAGAGAAAAGGACAGAAAAGAUCUUCCGCCAGAUGGACACCAAUAGAGAUGGAAAACUCUCCCUGGAAGAGUUCAUCCGAGGGGCCAAAAGCGACCCGUCCAUAGUGCGCCUCCUGCAGUGCGACCCCAGCAGCGCCGGCCAGUUCUGAGCCCAGCACUCCACCCAUCAACUCGUAGAGCUGCUUGUGUUCCCUUUCGGUUCUUCUUUUUAACCGUUUUUGUUUUUUUUUGCCAAACAAUAUUGAUGGUGAUGCUGUCCCCUGUGCGGUCAGAUGCGCCUUCCUCCGUGACGCCUUCAGCUACUUUUGUCGUGGACGCUUCGUGGGAAUGCCCAGAGCCCCUCUUCGUGCCCCCCCCCCCACCGUGUGCUUAUGGAGAGCAUGGACAGACUCUGUAGUGUUCGUUGUUUGACGAUUUUUAAUCGUGACUAUUAUUAUUUUUCUUUUGAUUCGAAUGUCUCUGAACUAAAACCUAAGACUCGGGGAGGCAGGAGAAGGGAAACCCGCCCAGCCCAGUGGUUCCACUGCAAGUUUGGGGGGCUUUUGUUUGAAAGACAAAACCCCCACCUAGGUCUGUUGUCACACAUGCCCAAGGGUUGAUGGAUGGCAUCAAGUGCUGGAUCCCCAAGAACAAGUUACCCUCUGGGGUGUGGCUAUUCAAGAGAGCUGGGACACUUCCCCCGGGGGGCCCACUCUGCCUUCUUCCCCAGCAGGCUGUAGUUUCUAAGCUGUGAACAUUUCAAGGCAAAUGAAUAGAGGAAAAAGACGGCUCAGCUAUUUUUUUCACAGGUUUACACUAGUUGAGCUAAUGUGAGUGUCUUUGGAAAUUAAGCACAAAUGGUGACAAAUUCCAAAACCAGACCCAUCUUGUUGCCUGAUGUGAUUUAAAAAGAAGAAGAAGAAGAAGACUACUGUAUAUAAAAUAUUGGGUAUUGCAGACCAAAUUAAGUGUUUUGCCUUGUUUAAAAUGAAAUGCAUGUUUAGUGAGCACUAAUACAAUCUUAUUCCAGAAGACUGUUUUUAGUAGCUUAUUGUGAAGUCAACAAUAAUGAAUGUCUGUGUCUUGUUUUAAAGUCAUAUCUGUCUUUGCACAAAUGUACCAAUCAACAAGUAUAUUUUAUAUACUCCAUAAAAGUACAAAGUAACCAUGACUAGGGCCUAACCUUAAUUUUAAGUGCUUUUCCAGAGUCCCAGUACCUGGAGAGCAGAUAUAGCUAGAACAGGUGUGAGCAGGACAUAUCAGUUGGAGCAUGGGGAAGGUUGACAUUUAUAAGAGGGAUUAGGUGAAUGGUUUGCCCGCCUGGCCCAGCAACCCAUUGCUAGCAUUAAUUGGAGGUGUGGUACUUUCCUGAGCAGAUCCAUAUUCUGCAGACUCAAAAAUAUAGGCUAGAUUCUUGGGACUUCCCAGUGGUUUAAUCCAUGUGUGUGGUUAGGAAGCCAUAUCUGGAUUAUUCACUUUUCCAUACCUCCAGACAGGCCCUACAAAGAGCCAGAGAUUGGGGCAGUCAGCUAACACAUCGUAAAGAAGACACAGGCACAUGCGUCUGGUUUCCAAGGCCCACUAUGGAGAAUCCAAACGUAUGUUCCAUCACUGUGUUCUCUGAGUGCAGAUUUCUGCUUCCGGAAGUGACAACCCGUAUUUGAGUUGCUGUUCAGUCCGGUGACCUCAUCCACACUGAUUUGAAUUGAAGGCUAGGAUUAAAAAUUGCUGGUCACAGGCAAGUUAUAUAUUCACAAGCAGUUGACACAAGGAGGCUCAAGCACUCAAGGGCGUGGAUGGGGAACCAGCCCCAAGAAAAGGCCGAGAGGUCCCCAGUGGGUCUAUCUGCUGCCAAGCCACUUCCCAGAGAAUAGGAGCCGCAGAAAGAUAAACAUCAUAACCGUGAGGGAAAUGUUGCUGAGCCCACCCUAACCUCUAGCUUCCUUUUCCUGGUAGCAAAAAUCCCAUAUUUGUAUAGUGGACCAAAAUGAACCAAAUUUGUAGAGUGAAAUUGUGAGAACCAGACUCUCUAAAAUAGUGUUAAUCUUCUUCAGUUCCUUAUAGUGGUUCUCUACCGAGACUUGCCAAAUUCCUCCAUGGCCAAGUGGUAAAAAUAUGCUUUUGAAAAACAGGGACUUGACCUAAGAUGCAGAGUACAGGUUGAGUGGGGAGACCCCACAUGCACUGUUGGUAGUGAUCAGGAAUUGCAACCCACUUCUUCUUGCCCUGGAUGGAAGACCUAAUUCUUCCCGGUAAUUCUGCUUUGAAGGAUGAAAUCAGUUCAUGUUUGGAGACACCUGCCUUGGUCAUGAUAUCUUGUUGAGCCAGACCCACUCCUUCCCUAGAACCUAGAUGGGGAACAGAGAAGGUCUCCAGCUGUCCAGGAAAGAAAACAGAGCCAGACGCAGACUAACAAACACCGACGCUUCCAGAAUGUAUGGAAAUUGUCCUUGUCCUGGCCUGCCACUGACCCUGUCUGAACUUUCUCGAGGGUUAUUUUUCUCCUUCUCCUCUUUCCUGAGAAGGCCUUUAUGUGUCUAAUCCAGUGCACUCAAGUUUGGCCAAGGGACUCCACAGCACCCAGAGGACUGAACAAAUGCCUGCAGGCUUAUGUCACUCCUGUGUUGGGCUGCUCAUUGUCAUUGCUGUGUUCAGGGAUCUCUGAAAAUGGUCUGCUCUGUCCCAGGUAAAGCUAGCCUGUGAUGGUCAAGGGACUAGAAAAAAGUGGCUUAUAACCUGAAGGGUUCCGCAGAGUGCUUGACUGUUCAUACCUCGUUUAGGGUGGGAAGGAGUGCUGGGAUGUAUCCCGUCCCAUCAGUCUGCCCACAAGUGGAUUGGAUAACACAUAUAUAUUUAUAAAUCAUGUCCUAUUGAAUGACCCCUAUACCAGUCAAUUUUGUAUAAUUCUUGCCUGGCAUUAAAGCAUGUUUAUUGUUUAAUA